UUUCUUCGGUCUUUUCCUGUGAUGUUGAAAUCAAAUUGAAGAGUAAGAACUUGGGGCCUUGGCUCUUCGGCCCUUCACACAAGCUAUUCUGGGAUUUCCUCCAUUGCGGCUGCUGCUUCACUUUUCCACAAAUAGCACAAACGCCACCUCCUGAAUGCACUGGAAUUUCCACAGUUCCUAGGGGUUCGCCCUCCUUUUGGUUUCCAGUCUCCUAUAAGAAGGGGAAGAAACCAGAGAUUCAGCAUCAGACGGCAAAGGGUUUGAAGGAGUCCCUGCUCUGGUUCAGCUGCUGCAGUUCAUCCCCACCCGACAGCAACAUGAAGGUCUCUGUGGCUGCCCUCGCCUUUCUCCUCAUCACUGCCUUCUGCUCCCCAGCCUUCUCCGCGCCAAUUGGCUCUGACCCCCCAACUGCCUGCUGCUUCUCCUACACAGCCCGGAAGAUCCCCCGCAACUUCGUGAAGGAUUAUUACAGCACCAGCAGCAUGUGCUCCCAGCCAGGCAUAGUGUUCAUCACAAAGAGGGGCCGUGAAGUCUGUGCCAACCCCAGUGAAUCCUGGGUUCAAGAGUACGUGACCGACUUGGAACUGAACUGAGAGGAGCAGGGGCCAGACUGGUGAUGCGCCGCCCCUGGCAGUGAGAGCGUAAACCCUCAAAGGCCAGGGUGACGACACGGGAACAGGAGCUGAAUUUGCCCCAAACCCUGAUAAAAACCAAGAAUUUGUAAAUAUCAUGUACAGCUAUUUAAAAUCCUGGAUUGGUGCAAAACCUACUAAUUAUACUGUAAAUUAUGUUAUUUAUAGCAAGCUGGCUGUGAGCGGUGGGAGUGAGCCGCUGGGCCAGGUCUCCUCACAUCACAGACGCGCAGAAGAUUGUUUAAUAUAUUUGGUAUAUAGCCCUGGCUGUGUCUGCUGCACUGCUGAGCAGUGGCUGGGGUGGGUUUGACAGAAAAUGAAACACUUUUUAUAGAAUAAAUGUUUUUAUAUCAA
This is a messenger RNA of Gopherus evgoodei (Goodes thornscrub tortoise), 986 nucleotides long. RefSeq names its product C-C motif chemokine 4-like. Lineage: Eukaryota; Metazoa; Chordata; Testudines; Testudinidae. The record is from RefSeq and is a predicted model, not a curated record. Bases 318 to 593 code for a protein of 91 amino acids. The transcript is spliced from 3 exons. Gene Ontology annotation, cellular component: extracellular region. Gene Ontology annotation, biological process: G protein-coupled receptor signaling pathway; inflammatory response; monocyte chemotaxis. Gene Ontology annotation, molecular function: CCR chemokine receptor binding; chemokine activity.